AUGGAGAACAAAAUCAACUCCUUUGCUACUUCGUGUUACCGUAUUAUGCUGAACAUCAAAAGGCGUGACCGGGUAACAAACGACAGCAUUUACAACUUGACCCAAACUAGUCCGCUGAUUCAGCAUGUGCGUCGGAGACAGCUGAACUUUCUGGGACACAUCCUGCGCAUGUCUGAGGAUGAACCUGUUAGACUGUACGCCCUCUACGUGCCCUCUCAUGGCAGACGCAGGCGAGGCCGACAGCCUACCUCCUACUUCAAGUAUGUCCAGCGACUACUGGGAGAUGAGCACAACCAACUAACAGAGAAGCAGAUCGCCAACCUUGCUAGCGACAAGGGGCAGUGGAGGGACCUUGCAGUCGCCUGCGCAGCAGCCGACCGAUGA
Molecule: messenger RNA, 384 nt
Organism: Branchiostoma belcheri (Belcher's lancelet)
Lineage: Eukaryota; Metazoa; Chordata; Leptocardii; Amphioxiformes; Branchiostomatidae
Exons: 1
Coding region: 1-384 (127 amino acids)
Source: RefSeq, a predicted model, not a curated record